Messenger RNA from Hyposmocoma kahamanoa, 1766 nucleotides. RefSeq lists its product as uncharacterized. The record is from RefSeq and is a predicted model, not a curated record. The transcript is spliced from 12 exons. Lineage: Eukaryota; Metazoa; Arthropoda; Insecta; Lepidoptera; Cosmopterigidae. The coding region runs from base 1 to 1620 and encodes 539 amino acids.
AUGCAAUUAUUCAAACUAUUUCCAGUUGUUUGCAUUUUGUACCGCCAAGUGUCUGCAAUAUCGCAAAACAUGUUUCUUUUCGAGUCCCAACAUGUCUCUUGGUAUAAACCAAACUGGCCUCUCUUAAACAUGACCAAGGAGACCAGGGAUCUCCUUCUUCAAUGCAAAGAAGUUCCGAAUGAAGAAUUAUCGGAUGAUGUUGAUCUAAUCAUCAGGAGAAGUAGUGAAUUUCCCGUGAAGUUCCCAAUCGAAUCUGUCAGAUUAAAACAGCUCAAAGAAACAAUUGCAAUAGAUAAGUUAAAGAUGAAUAUAGUGUCUACCUACCCUAUUAUACAUGAGAGAGUUUUACUGCUGAUGGCACAUUUCCUUGUUUACAAGAGAGAAUACGGCUCGAGUAUUGAAAAGGCGUUGUAUAAAGACAUGUCAGUGGCCGAUUUGGUUGACAGGAUACUAAAAAAGCGAGCGGUCGUUUUCAUGAAUUCAAGUGAUGAUUAUCUACUACUUUCUGGGCAGCAUGGCAACGGCGGCUGGGAAGCUGUCGGUACAGAAGCAGAAACAUAUCCUCUAAAACUAGAAAACUGCCUGAGCUACGAUGAAAUGAAACUGUCUUCGAUGGUGUAUGUAAGUGGGCAUACAGCAUGCAUUAAUGAUGGAAAUAGGCAUAACGGGGGGCAAGUCAGUGACGAAGAUGUGGAAACCGACGCUGUUAUCAUUGGCAUUGUUGGACCAAGAUUUGAACGCGAAGACCGCAUGGAAUACGAGGAUAUAUUAAUAACUGAGAAACAGAACACGGCUGAAAAUGGAUAUGACGAAAGCCAGGACAUAAGGAGUAAGUGGCGACAAAUGUGGGCCGAGUUUUAUCAGGUUCAUAGUCAAACCUAUACCAACUUAAAAUCAUCAGUCAAUAUUCCCAACAAUCAAACUCCAGAGCAACGUUAUCAAGACCGAUACGUUAAUUUAAAUCGUAUUGGCGUAUUUGAUAAUGAAGUUUAUUACAAAAGAUUGAGUGUGACAGCUGAGUGCGUUUUAUUGGAAGCCAAUGCUAGGGCUGAAACAGCAGGAAAAGAUGCUUUUGUUAAUGUUAUUGGUGCUGGUCUCGGAGUGUGGAAGGUAUCGCCCCAUCAGGUAGACGUAUUCGUGUUAACUUUCUUGGAGCGCACUCGGGUGUUUUUGGAAAAGGGCUUGCUCAACCACGUGGCGGAUGUAAAUUUCGCUUAUAUUAGGCCUUCCAAGUUUAUUUUGGCUCUGUUUACGGAUAAAAGGGGUAACGAACACGAACCAGUGACCGUGCAGAAGUUGUUCUUACAAUGGAAAACACAUCCCAGAGGUGGUAUAAACGUGCAGCUGGCGAAAAGAGAACCUUCGUCAAAAUUAACGGGCGAGCAUGAAGGAAAGUUACUUGUUAUGACUUACCCAUGGGACGGUAAUGCGCAUCCCGGUAAUGAAUUUUGGUUGGGCAGUCUUGACGGCUCCGGUGAUCCUGCUGCCGCAUCAUCUACACAAGUGGCCGAGCUUCACAACGCUCAUAUCAACCCCGCUGUAAACGGCAAUAAUACUAAAAUUGCAGGCCAUAAUGGAGUUACGUCCAUUUCAAACUAUUGCGCUACACAAAUAAAUUAAAAAUAAUAUUGUAAAUGAUAUUACUCGCAGUAAUUAUAAGUUAAAUAAUGCGAACAAUAAAAAAGGUCUUUAAAAACCAAAAAUAAAGGUCUGCCACAAACAUAUGGAAAAAUUCGUAACGUCUGCUGGUUCGUUCCGUGGCUUAA